AUGGAAGGGUUGGAUGAGGUUAGGAGGCUUAGGGAGGAACUUUGGUUGGCGAGGGAAGCUAAGAAGGAAGUGGAAGUGGAGAAUGAGAGGUUAAAGACUAAGUGUGAGAAGCAUAAGAGGGAGUUGGAAGAGUUGAGAAGAAUGAUGAGUGCGGAAGAGGGAAUGAAAGAGGAAGUGAAAGAGGCCAAACAGCGGAUGGUUGAGAAGAUGGAUGAGAAGUGGGGAUUGAUGAUGAAUGUUGUGCAAGAGAUGAUGAAGGGACUUAUUGGAGAGGGAGCUGUCGGAGGUACGCUUCCUGGGUCUUGUGACAAACCAGGAGUGAUUAAUAAAGUGAAAGAACAAGUGGAUGAAAAUGUGAGGGAGGAAAGUGAUAUGGUUGUGGUAAAUGUGGAGAAGAAAGAGAAGGUACAGAAUAGGGAUAGAUCAGAGCAGAAGGGUAAGAAGGGAGUUGAGAGUAAAGAAAGGGCUAAAGGUAAGAAGAUUAGUAAGGAUGGUGGGCAAGAUAAGAAGAGAAUGAAUGAAGAUGAGAAUAGAGUUGAGAGUAAGAUACAGGAUGAGAAUGAUUUAGAUGAUGGUACAUGGGAAUUCGUAGGUAGGAAGAAGAAGGAUUAG
Molecule: messenger RNA, 612 nt
Organism: Macrobrachium nipponense
Lineage: Eukaryota; Metazoa; Arthropoda; Malacostraca; Decapoda; Palaemonidae
Exons: 1
Coding region: 1-612 (203 amino acids)
Source: RefSeq, a predicted model, not a curated record